Molecule: messenger RNA, 1105 nt
Organism: Macadamia integrifolia
Lineage: Eukaryota; Viridiplantae; Streptophyta; Magnoliopsida; Proteales; Proteaceae
Exons: 2
Coding region: 274-942 (222 amino acids)
Biological process (GO): cell redox homeostasis
Source: RefSeq, a predicted model, not a curated record
AGACGUCCAUGCCCCGGCUUAAAUAAGCAGAAUGGACAACUGAAAUGAGUUUCAAAGGAUUUCUAUUCAGAUUCAACCGGAAUCAACCGAAAUCAAUCGAGAAUCGAUCAGAAUUCAGAAUCGACCUCAACCCUAAAAAACAAAUUGACCGACUCGAAGGGACUGGAAUUGGAUCGAUCGGAUUCCGAUUCCUCAAACCCUGAUCUGGAGUAGAAGCCAGAAGGGACCGUAUGAGAGAAGAGAGAAGAGAGAAGAGAGAAGAAGAGGCUCAACAUGGGAAUAGCACCAAAACAGCAACGUAUCUUCUGCUUGAAUUGGCCAUGGGACAUCCAUCAAAACCCUAAAGUUACAAGGUCUAAUCCCUGCCAGUUCGAAGUUCCUUGGCUCUUCAAAUCUAUGCAAAAUCUCGGACUCCUCGCUACCAAUCUCUUAGAUUCAGCUUUUAAAACCCCAGAUCCCUCCACUAAAUCCUUCAAACCCUUCGAUUUCGAUAUCGGAAUUAAACCCUUCACGAAGAGCACAAAUUCGUUGAAGACGAGGAAACAGGUUUUGUCCCCGGAAGAACAAGGUGAAGCUGAGCACCGAGCUCUAGCUUCAGCUCUGGCCAGCGGGAAAGAGGCUACAGUUAUUGAGUUCUACUCUCCCAAAUGCAGACUUUGCAGUUCUAUGCUCAAUCUUGUUAUGGAGAUAGAGGGAAGGAAUUCGGACUGGCUUAACAUUGUCUUGGCGGAUGCAGAGAACGAGAAAUGGCUACCUGAGCUCCUCUAUUAUGACAUCAGAUAUGUCCCUUGUUUUGUACUCCUUGACAAAUAUGGGAGAGCAUUAGCAAAAACAGGUGUUCCAUCCAGCCGGCUUCAUGUGGUUGCCGGUCUCUCUCAUCUUCUCAAAAUGAAGCAGCCUCAGAAAGACACUGCCAAAAGUUCACCGUCAGGGCCAGGUUAACCAAGCAAGUUCCUUUAAAUCCUUGAUCUUUUUCAAUGUAAUGUGUUUAUAUUAAUCAAAGUUUGAUGAUGUUUGCACAGUUAAAAAUUACAGUUUCUGGACUUAAUGAUGGAGGUUAGCUUUGAUUUUUUUAAACUAGAGAAGGAAUUGAACUCUUGAGUCA